CGGUCAGGAUAUAGGAGACACGAUUUCCUGAGUCAUUGCUCCUGUUUCAAAGCUAAACAACGAGUGCUGUUACUUCACUAUCUUAAUUCAAAAUUUUGCACAAUACUUUAGGUCAUUUUGUAAAUGGAGGGGUCGGUGUCAAAUGUGGAGGUUUGUAAUUAUGCGUACACAGGACAGUUCGACAAAUUAAAACAGUGUAUUCUCUCUGACAAAACACUCGCCUGCAAAACCGAUCAGGACCGCCGAACAGCUCUUCAUUGGGCUUGUUCUGCUGGACACACCAACAUUGUGGAGUUCCUCCUCGAUCUUGGAGUCGAAGUGAAUCUGCAAGAUGAUGCCUCAUGGACCCCUUUGCACAUUGCUGCAUCUGCAGGCAGAGAGGACAUAGUGAAAGCUCUGAUCUCCAAAGGAGCUCAGCUGAACUCGGUUAAUCAGAACGGAUGCACGCCUCUGCAUUAUGCUGCUUCUAAAGACAGAUACGAGAUUGCCUUAAUGUUGUUGGAAAACGGAGCAGACCCCAAUGCCACAGACAAGUUGGAGUGGACCCCUCUGCACAGAGCAUCUGCCAAAGGCAACUACCGCCUGAUCCAGCUGCUGCUCAAACAGAGUGCCUCCACCAACAUCCAGGACUGCCAGGGCAACACCCCUCUUCACCUUGCAUGCGAGGAGGAACGCGUAGAAGCCGCUAAGUUGCUGGUGGAACACGGGGCCAGCAUUUACAUUGAGAAUAAGGAGGAGAAGACACCCCUUCAGAUCGCCAAGGGUGGACUAGGAAACAUCCUUCGUCGGCUGGUGGAGGGGUGAUAUUUCGGCUGGCUUCUUGGCUGUGGUUUUAACCGCCUCCAUCUCCAGCUCACAAGAGUGAGACUUGUCCUGCAGCUCACUGGUUUGUAGUGAAACUUUGUCAGGUAGAAUUCACAACAGUGUCCUGGAGAAAAUGUUGGAUUGUUCUGCUCCACCUACCGGUGGGAUUUUCAGGCUUGGGAUAAGCUCAAAAAAGUUUCCAACUUUGUGUAGUGUUUAUAAAAAAAAUUAUGUAUUUUUGGUUUUGUUUUUUAAAUAUUUUUUGCGUAAAAGCAACGCCAUAAAAGUUUUGAUUAAAAUGUCUUUAGAAUAAGUGUGUGUGGGUGUAUAAAAGCACAAAUAAUCGUGAACGAAUCUGCUUUCCAACAUUUAAAGAGUUUUUUUUUCUAUUCAUCAUGUUUUAUAUAUAAUUUUUAUGUAUUUUAAACAGAAUUUCUGUAGGACGUCAUUAAUUGAUCAUAGUUUUGGAGAUGUUAGAUUACCAGACUCUACGAUGCCCUUUUAUGGAUAAAGAGUUUUCAUGUACAGUCCAGGUCAGAACAUACCAGACACUGACAGGAUUCAAUCACAUUCCGAUAAGGAGAGAUCUUAGGAAUAUAAGUAAUGAUUUAUUUGUGAUACAGAGAGAUGUGUAGAAAUGGGCAAAUACAUAAAUCUUGGGUGAGUUGGCUGAUGACGUCUUAUGGACCAGGUCAUUCCAAUGCAUCAUUCGUGGUGGACGGAGGAGGGCCAGCAAAGCCUUCUGGAAUGUGGAGAAGGAAACAUCCAUGACUGUAAAGGUGAUUGGCUAAGAAGAAUGGCAGGCAAUUUAGUUAUGGGUCAGAAUGACUGCAUAUUGUAAUAACAGCAGCACACAGUUCCUAGAAGUGGGGUAGAUCUUCCUAAUUGGAAUUACGCCAAAGCUUAAUCGGUGUUCUCUCCACAUGAAGCACAGAAAUAUGUAACAGGAUGAUAAUUAAAUAAUUCUUAGUACUCCAAACAUCAAUGCCAAAGACGUGGAUGUACGGGGGAGCUGAAAUGCUGGUCAACAAAGAGGACAUGUCAAGCCUCCUUUUAGAAAACCAGACCCAUCUAAAACAGAAAGCUUCUUGUGAAACAGAGAGCUGUUCUUCUGAUAAAGAAAGAGUUCACUGUGUUUUACUCCUAAGGCCUAAAACGCCCGAAUAAAUGGAUCUCAAAUAUCUUUA
Oryzias latipes (Japanese medaka) is the source of this 1991-nucleotide messenger RNA. RefSeq names its product proteasome 26S subunit, non-ATPase 10 (gene psmd10). Gene Ontology annotation, molecular function: protein binding. The record is from RefSeq and is a predicted model, not a curated record. NCBI's taxonomy places the organism in Eukaryota, Metazoa, Chordata, Actinopteri, Beloniformes, Adrianichthyidae.